AGGUCUGAUCUGCGCCAAAAACAAACUAACCUACACCAUGAAGGAGGCCACGCAGAUUUCAGUGACUGGCCUGAGCUUUAAGUUCUGAAGGCUCUACCUCUUUGUCCAAUGCAAUGGACAAUACAUUGCGUGUUUGGGAUGUCCGACCAUUUGCCCCAAAAGAGAGAUGUGUGAAGAUAUUUCAAGGAAAUGUGCACAACUUUGAAAAGAAUCUUCUAAGAUGUUCUUGGUCACCUGAUGGAAGCAAAAUAGCAGCUGGCUCAGCGGACAGGUUUGUGUAUGUAUGGGACACCACCAGCAGGAGAAUCCUGUAUAAGCUACCUGGCCAUGCUGGCUCCAUCAAUGAAGUAGCUUUCCACCCAGAUGAACCCAUCAUUCUCUCGGCCUCCAGUGACAAGAGGCUGUACAUGGGGGAGAUUCAGUGAAGAUACGGAAUGGAGGACUCCAAGACUGCUUGACCUGGAGGCCUCAGACUGCAUAAUUGACUGCAUCAGAGGUGCCAGGCUGACCUCCCGUCAGAUGACUGCUGCUUGCAAGAAGCAGGAGGUGGUGGCCAUAUUCCAACAAUUACUUGUACCCCAUUCACCAGGAUGACUAAGACAAGCCCCAUGGCCUCACCUGCUAGAUUUCAGGACUGGUUUCUCCCUUUAAAAAAAAAAAAGGUUUUUUUCAGAGGGACAAAUGAAAUAUAAGUUUUUGCCUUGGUUUAAUUUUUUAUUUCGUUUUAUUUUUAAUCUGGUUAACUGGCUUGUAUUAUAUUUUCUUUCUAUGUUUCUCUGAGUCAUUUUGUAUUAAAAGCCAAAUAGAUGCCUUUUUACACAAGCCUUGUGAUCAGAUUUAUUGCUGUCUUCUCUUUCAGGAUUGAUUGCUGUAGAUCAGAGCAGAGCGUGAUGAGGCCAGGGAAUGCAAUCCAUUUAAACUCCAAGAGGCUGUGUGCUUGGGGGAGGGGGAUCCCUUUUUAGGUGUUUUUAGGUUUCCUCUCUCCCGUGAA
Messenger RNA from Castor canadensis (American beaver), 991 nucleotides. NCBI's taxonomy places the organism in Eukaryota, Metazoa, Chordata, Mammalia, Rodentia, Castoridae. The record is from RefSeq and is a predicted model, not a curated record.